Molecule: messenger RNA, 2872 nt
Organism: Achroia grisella
Lineage: Eukaryota; Metazoa; Arthropoda; Insecta; Lepidoptera; Pyralidae
Gene: Moca-cyp
Product: peptidyl-prolyl cis-trans isomerase G
Exons: 20
Coding region: 148-2511 (787 amino acids)
Biological process (GO): protein peptidyl-prolyl isomerization
Cellular component (GO): intracellular membrane-bounded organelle
Molecular function (GO): peptidyl-prolyl cis-trans isomerase activity
Source: RefSeq, a predicted model, not a curated record
UUUCAUUUAUCUUCUAUAAUUAUAUUCUUGCUUUUUUGCAAACAUCGAGUAAAAAAUUAUUUAAAAUAUCAAAUUAUAUACUGAAUUCUUUUGUUAAUGUCGUAGAUCUGCUGCAUUUUAAAUAGGUGGUGGAUAUCCGUUGCAAAAAUGACUGUAGACGGGGACGAGAAGCCUGUAAACGAUCGCGUGUUCAUGGACAUUUCCAUUGGCGGUUUGCCUUCCGGUCGUAUAGUCUUCGAAUUAUUCAACGAUGUGGCUCCAAAAACGACUGAGAACUUCCGUGCCUUAUGCGCUGGAGACAUGGGAGUUGGGAAGGUUACCGGGAAACCUUUGACGUACAAAGGUAUGGUCUUCCACCGUGUUGUGAAGGACUUCAUGAUUCAGGGGGGAGACUUUACCAAUGCUAAUGGAACUGGUGGGGAAUCCAUAUAUGGUGGUACCUUUGAAGAUGAAACAUUUGAAUUGAAGCAUGAUCGGCCAUACUUGUUGUCUAUGGCAAAUAGAGGCAAAGACACCAAUGGAUCACAGUUCUUUAUAACAACACAGCCGGCGCCGCAUCUCGACAAUGUGCACGUAGUGUUCGGUCACGUGGUGGGCGGCGCGGCGCUGGUGAGGCAGCUGGAGGCGCUCCCGGUGGAUCGCAACGCGCGGCCCCUGCAGGACGUCGCCGUCAGUGGCUGCGGACAGCUGGUGCGGCUGCGGGCAGGUAAGAAGCGUAAGCAGGAGAAGGAAAAAGAGAAGGAGGACAGUGAUGCGGACUCGGAGCACUCGCACAAGAAGGAUAAGAAGAAGAAGAAGGACAAGAAGGAAAAGAAGAAGAAGAGACAACAUUCCGGACCAUCAGCAGACGAGGAGGAAACCACCGACCAACCCUCGCAUCCCCUCGUGACCACCUCCAAGAUCGACCCUCGAGAUAUUCCUGACGUGCCCACCAACCGGUUCCUCAUGAGAGGCGGCCGCGACCAGGACAACAGAGAACGGAACGACCCGAGGAGGGACAGAGAAAGAAUGCGUUUCCGGGAGAGAGAUCGAUUCUUAAUGCAGUGUUUGUAUGAAACAAUCAUAAUGACUCAUGAAUACAAAUGUUUGUGCCGUGAGGGACGGGACAUUGAGCGUUACCGCACUCCGUCGAGAUCGCGGUCCCGUUCUCGUUCAGUGACUCCGCCCCACUGGCGGCAGGCGCAGCGGAGAAUCAUCAAACUCUCAGAGUUCGAGCGUGUAGAACAAGAGCGCAGCGAGAGGGAAAUGCUGGAACAACGCAACAGACCUACUGAACGACCGCACAGUGAAGAAGAAGGUGGCACUCCUGAACAGCCCAGGGAGAGAGAGGAGGGAGAGAUUGAUUCUUCACAUGAGAGAUCCCGCCACGAGAAGAUCGACUACAACGCUCUGGACUUCGAAGAGGACGUGGAACAUGAGGAGGAAAGAGCAUCCCACAAGCGGCGAGCGGAGCGCGAACAAGCUCGCGAGCAUGCUCGGCGACAUGUACAGCGGCCUGCGACCGAGCAUCGUGCUGACAUGCUCGCACUCGCGCUCGGCGUGCAGCCCAAGCAUGACAAGCACGAUCAGCACAGCGCCCCCCCGCACCGCGAGCCCCGCGAGUGGCGGCGGGAGGCGGCCCCCCGCCUGCCGUCGGCCGUGGCCCCCGCGCCGCCGCCGGGCCCCGCCGCCGCGCCGGGCCCCGCGGGCCCCGUGCGCCCCGCGGGCCCCGCGCGCCCCGCCGCCUCGGGCCCCGGCCUGGGCGGCGGCCUCGAGCUGCGCCCGCAGUCGCACGCGCCCGACGACUACGACCCCGUCACCUUACUGCGCAGCACCUUCAACAGGGACAAGAAGGACAGGGGGAAGGAGGUUGCGAGGGACAGGAAAGAAGAAAAACCAGAACGUUCGGACAGGCGUGACAAGGACAAGGAUAGACUGGAGAAAACGAAAGAGAAAGAAGAUAGACGGGAGCGGCACAGAAGCGAGAGAGACGAUAGAGAGUCUAAAUAUUCGGAAUAUAGACGAGAGGAGAAAGACAAGAAAGAGGAGAAACGGGAGAAGGAUAGAGAACGAUCAAGGGAAAGAGAUAGAUAUAAGGAUAAGAGUGAAAAGCGUAGAGAAGAUGAAAGGGAUAGAGAUAGGAAGAAGAGGCGUUCACAUUCGUCUAGUGUUGAAAGGUCGAAAUCUCCAAAACCCAAAGACAGAAAACGUUUGGAAUCUGAGGAUCAAGAAAAAAAUCGAGUGCGAUCUAAAGAUGGCGACGAAGAUAGCAAGAAGAAGGAAGAUGAACGGAACGAAGCACGCAAGGAGCUAAUGGAGAUCGUGAGGCUCAUCAAGUCGAGGCAGCGCGACAGGGAGAACAAGGCAGCAGAAGCCAAGAAAAGGCGAGAUUCAUCCGACUCGUCAUCGUCCGAGGAAGAGCCUCGCUCGAGCGAUCGUCGAGCCAAGCGGAGCCACACGCCGAGAGGUCGUGGUCGUUCGUCGUCCCCGGCAACUUACCGCCGUGGUCGUCGUCGCUCGCCCGACCACUGACCACCGCAUCACGACACCUACACUAGUGAUACCCCGCCACGCCGUAUUAAAACUACAUGUCACAUCAGACAACCGUCACCUAUAUAUUAACUAGCGAAUGUACAUGUAUUAUACAUAUAAACCUUCCUCUUGAAUCACUCUAUCUAUUGCUGAAAACUGCAUUAAAAUCAGUUGCGUAAUUUAAAAGAUAUCAGCGAACAGACAACGGGAGAGACUGUUUUAUACUAUAUAUAUAUAAUACGAAGGAAAAUCUAUACAGAGUUUAUGAAACUUGCUCGGACUUCGUCAUAUGAUAAAUAGAUAUCUGUGCUACUGUUCAUGUAUACACGAUGAUUACCAUUUACCAUCAGAUGGGUCAUCA